AUACGUUCAAGUCUUCGAGAACAGAACAACGCCUUCCAUGAAUGUACCAGAUAUUUCAUUUUCCUAACAAGAGCUCAAACAGUUUCUAUCAGGAUAAUAGAAGAGUCGGAGAGUCCAAUUUAUAUCUUGGCAUUUAAGGAGAAUUCAUGUUGAAUUGGCUGAGGAACAAAAUGGGUGGGAAACAAUCUACCGAGGAAUCUGAACCAGAAGAGGAAGAGGUGGUGUCGAGGCCUAGAUCAGAAAGAAAAGUAAGCUUACUUGUUCUACACAAUGAACCUGAAUUCCCAGAAAUGAAGUUUUUCUGUAGAGUGUUAAAUUCAGACAGGAAAAUAAAUAUUACAAUGCCUCCACAACUCAACAAACAAAAUAACAGUGAUGACAAAGAAGACUUCAUGUUCUCGGUGGUACCAGAUGGCGGUCAGUUUCCAAAUGAUAAAAAAGAUGCCAUUGUUGCAUGGAUUAAGAAGCAGAUAAAAAGGAAGAAGCAUGUUACCCUCUUGUGUUUGUUGACAGAAUGCAACCUAGAAUCUUUAAGAGAAGGUACUGGGCUUGAAAAUGAUAACCGGAUAAUUCCAUUUUGCUUUGAACAACCACAAGUAAACCAUGAAGACCAUGUAAUUUGCAUAAAAGUGGAUUUUAAGAGAGCGGUAUCUGAGGACUAUGCUGAGGGAGAGAAACUGCAAGAACUUGUUACAGCUAUUUUGGAUGAAAAUAUUGUUUUUUAACUAUAUUAAUCCAUUUUGGAAUGU
Molecule: messenger RNA, 749 nt
Organism: Dendronephthya gigantea
Lineage: Eukaryota; Metazoa; Cnidaria; Anthozoa; Malacalcyonacea; Nephtheidae
Exons: 2
Coding region: 147-725 (192 amino acids)
Source: RefSeq, a predicted model, not a curated record